GCACUCAUUUCAACCUCUAGACCUUCUUCGAGCUCUUGUGCUCGUAGCCAAACAAAAUAACACUCGACAAAAUAAAACGAUUGAUUCGCUAAUUCUGGGAUAUUGGUGCAAAUUUUAGCCCAAGUUCAGUACAACAGUGAUAAGUCUUUUAUCGCAGUUCCCAGAUUGAAUUGCCGAUUUCAACAUUUGCCGCUCAUAUUUACACAUUUGGUAUAACAGAGAAAUGGGAAAGGUUCACUUGAGGGAAGGAGCGGUGGUGUUGCUGGCGCUGCUGCAGAUGGGCCUGUGCGGGCCGAGCUCGGACCUCAUGUCGGACUACGGCAACGAGUCGCAGGAGGGCCAGCUGCAGGGAGCCUCGGACGAACUGGCCAUGAAGCGGAACUCGCUGCUGUCGAUACCCCCGGAGGCUUUGCUGCUGGACUCGAGGGAGCGUCGCUCGAACACGCCGGCGGGCUCGUCGUUCAUCAGGUUCGGUCGGUCGGGCAGCAGCAACGGCGGCGCCAUCAGUCCGCCGCACACCCGCUCGGACGUGAUCAUCAGGUACGGUCGGGACGGCGCCGCGGGGCCCAACAGCCGCCUCACUCGGCUCCGCCAGGAGCGCAUGCGGAAGAUGGCCAGGUUGGCGCUGCUCUGCGCCGAGAGCCGAAGCCAGCAGGACGACUACGCCAUGAGCUCGGCCGAGGACAAGAUACUGCGCGAGAUCUGCAGGGACACUCCGCUGCACCCUACGGUGCCGGACUUUGUCUAAGUCGUCGCGCGCCUCAGUGAGAUCGCUCGCCCGAGAGCCGAAUUAUCCGCCUCUCCACCUUCAUCAAAUAGCCUAUUUAAUAUAACGUACACAAGACUGAUUUGUCGUGAGUGUUCUUGAGUAUAUUGCUUGUGUUGAUCAUGUGCUACAGGCCAGCUCUCAAACUCGGCGGAUAAAACUACAACAAAAUUAGCUUAUUUACCUAAAAUAACGACCUACUAUUAGCAUGAAUAAUUAAUUAUGCAUUUUUUCCCCUUUUAUUUUAUUUUCAUGUAUAAAAAUAAAAAUAUCUACACGUGAAUGUUGAAUGUUUCGGAGCAAAGAUAACGGAAAUAAUCUAAUAAACCUAUUAAAAUUUUCACACAAUUUCGAUUACAUCAAGAGCUCGAUUUAAAGUGAUAAUUUGAAAGAUUUCUUUUAUCUAAAUCUCUUUAUGCUGAAUUCGGAAAUCAUUGAAAACAUUGUAAGCAAAUCACCAAUGUUAUUUAUCUGUAUUUAAUGUUUUAAAGUUGACGAUUAUUUUGGAGUUUUAAUCGAAGUAAUAAAAGUAUGAAAUAAG
Trichogramma pretiosum is the source of this 1307-nucleotide messenger RNA. RefSeq lists its product as uncharacterized. The transcript is spliced from 2 exons. Lineage: Eukaryota; Metazoa; Arthropoda; Insecta; Hymenoptera; Trichogrammatidae. The record is from RefSeq and is a predicted model, not a curated record. Bases 224 to 748 code for a protein of 174 amino acids.